Messenger RNA from Cryphonectria parasitica EP155, 1120 nucleotides. RefSeq lists its product as uncharacterized. The record is from RefSeq and is a predicted model, not a curated record. The transcript is spliced from 2 exons. Bases 18 to 770 code for a protein of 250 amino acids. NCBI's taxonomy places the organism in Eukaryota, Fungi, Ascomycota, Sordariomycetes, Diaporthales, Cryphonectriaceae.
CUGACAUCACCGACGCCAUGCACUGGAUGCAGGCCGCUGCGGCCUUCUCCGUCGCCGUCGACCUGUGGUACGCAGCCAUGCCCUGGUAUCUGCUGCACAGGCUCACCAGGCCGAGGAGGGAGAAGUAUCUCGUCCAGGGAAGUAUGAGCCUGGGCGUCAUCGCCGCUGGGUGCGGUAUCGCGAGGGCGCUGAGCAUCUACCCCGCGGCCACCAACGCCGAUGCCAAGUCUGCCGCGAUCCUCUACCUCUGGCACGGCGCCGAGAUGGCCGUCACCAUGAUCUGCAUAGGCAUGCCCGUCUGCCGCCCCGCCGUCAGCUCGAUGCUCCAGGCCCUCGGUAUCCGCGUGCAUUCCUUUCGGACCACCAAGGAGCACAACAGUAAUCACACCGGUAGCAAGUACCACCAACAGAGCUCGUCGUACAUCCGCAACUUUGGCGCCAACGCCACCUGGGAGGAGGCCGUGGGAGCCACCGAUGUGGACUCUUGGAGCCAGCGCAGGAUCCUAGGCGUGGGCGACACCACCUCGGGUGCUACGGGCGGGGUGCACGGCGGUGUGACUGCUACUCCUGGCGCCAAUGGCGUUGGUGGUGGCGCAGGUGGUGGAAAAGAGGCUGGUGGUGAUGGCUUGGCCGGGUCCAGGAGAGAAAGCAUCAUCACUGCUGGAGGAAAGGAGUUUGAGCUGGGCUAUCCAAUGAGAACAAUGAGCAAGAGCGGGAUCACAGUUACCAAGACGGUGGAUAUAACAAAUGGAAGGAAGAAUUCGCGGUGACGGAAGGAAGAGAUCGAAGAAAGGAGGGACAGAGGGAAGGAAAGAGUGGUGGUAGCGUUCUAGCGACCAGCCAAGCUUUGCCUCUUCGUCCCUCACUUUCUUUCCUUUCUUCCCUCUCCAUCAGAGUGUCGUGGCAGAGCGUUUCUUUUUACCUCUUUUUUUUCACACAAUUGUUGAAUGAUACCUUAUGGGCAUAUCAAUCAGAUGAGGCAUCUUGAUAGAGCCCGGAGCGGGAGUUUGGAUGGCUGGGCGGCAGUCUCUCAAUGUGUAUGACAUUAUGUAUUCGUCUGUACAUCCUCGAAUAGCUCAAUGCUUCUACGUUACUCUGGUCUCUGGAGCUCAAGAGAUGG